UUCCUCCAUUUUAUAGUUUUUCUUUUUUUCUUUCAUCUCAAAUCGGCAGAUAAUUCUAACGCCUUCUUCCGUAAUUUAGUGAUCUCCCAUUGUAUAUCACACUACUCUCCUUGAUCGGUUCCUUUUUCAACAAGUAGAUUUUUUUUUCUUUUGGUUUUAAAAUCGAUAUCUGGAGAAGAGUGACAGAUGGGGAGAUUGUUCUUGGUGAAUUUGGAAGGCAAGUCUUACAGCUGUAGGCACUGCAAGACUAAUCUUGCCCUCUGCGAAGAUGUCGUCUCCAAGUCUUUUCAAUCCCGACAUGGGAAAGCUUACCUCUUCAGGAAGGUAGCGAAUGUGUAUGCUGGGAAGAAGGAAGAUAGGAUGAUGAUGACCGGAAUGCACACCGUGGUUGAUAUUUACUGUGUCAAAUGCGGCUCUUAUGUUGGAUGGAGAUAUGAGGUUGCUUUUGAAAAGAAUCAAAAGUACAAGGAAGGAAAAUCUGUUCUCGAAAGGUACAAGGUUUGGGGUCCGGAUGGGAACAAUUACUAUGUGGCUCAAGAAGUUGAGGCCGGAGAAAGUGAUACUGAUGAUGCUUGAUCUCAAUUCACUAAUUUUUAUCUGAUUUGUACAUUCUCUCCUACUUUUCCAUCUUUCUACAAUUCUUUUCAGUGUUUUUUUUUUUUUUUCAUUUUUUUCAUUUUGUGAACCAUCCAUCUUCCAUUAGGACACCUUCAGAGAUCAAUUGUUUGUGUUGCAACUACUUGUGGAACACAUACAAUUAGAGAUCUCUCAUUAUCUAUCUUGUUUGUCAAAGCUUUAAGCUUGUUUCUAAAGGUUUUUUACUAAAUGAAUAGGACUGUACAUUCCUGUUUAGAAAU
Molecule: messenger RNA, 857 nt
Organism: Eutrema salsugineum
Lineage: Eukaryota; Viridiplantae; Streptophyta; Magnoliopsida; Brassicales; Brassicaceae
Product: protein yippee-like At3g11230
Exons: 5
Coding region: 187-576 (129 amino acids)
Cellular component (GO): ubiquitin ligase complex
Source: RefSeq, a predicted model, not a curated record